AAAUAUAUGUAAUUUAAUUUGUGUUAAUCAUAUUUUUUAUUUAUAUAGAAUUUAAACAUAAUUGCUGCAGUGUUAUUAGUUCGUAUUUAAUAUAAUUCAACUAUGGCUCUGGCCAUUAGAAAAAGUCCAACUAAUUUAUUCACCGCAGCCAAAUGGCUUGCUCGGAGAGACUGCCGUUUUCUGUCAAGCCUUCCAGAGAAAGCCGAAGCGGUUCAAGAUGAGAAGCCGAGGAGGGUGGGACGAAAGCCUGGAAACCGGAAUGCGGCUUUAGAGUUCCGUCAUACUUAUCCUGAAUUUUUGCCCGAUCCUAAUCCUAAAUGGCGUAACAGCUUACGGGAGAAGUUGGAGAGAGCUGAUAUGCUGAAAAGGAGAAAUCAGAUUGACAUCCCAGAGUUUUAUGUUGGCUCUAUAUUAGCAGUGACCAUAACAGAUCCUCAUGCUCAGGGCAAGAUCAAUCGCUUUGUGGGCAUCUGUAUUGAAAGGAAAGGCUGUGGUUUGAGGGCAGAGUUCAUUUUGAGAAAUGUCAUUGAUCAUCAAGGAAUAGAGGUUCGCUAUGAGCUAUAUGACCCCACCAUCCAAAAGAUCCAAGUGCUACGUAUUGAAAAGCGCCUCGAUGAUAAGCUGCUGUACUUGAGGGAUGCUCUACCAGAGUACAGCACAUUCCCAACUGACAUGGAUCCGGAGAUCUUGCCAGAGGGGACUCCUGUGCCUAUUAAUCCUGUUCAGGUAAAACUGAAACCAAGACCAUGGCUCGAAAGAUGGGAGAGGCAAGAUCUUAAAGGAGUGUCUAAUAUUGAAGAAUAUCUAAAGGAGAAAGACAGAGUGAGGCGAGAACUGAGGAAGACUCCAUGGGAGAAAUAUGAUUUGAUGAAACAGUACAGAAAAAUUAUUCCUGAAGAAGACCAAAGCGAAAUAUGGAGUGAAGUGUACAAUCAACUGCAUCAGCUGCAGAUAACGCGCAAGAAGACAUAUAGAAAACGCACGCUUAGUGCACCAAAACCGCAGCUUGGAUAACUGUUAUGUAUAAAACAUAGUUUUUAGAUAUAAAAUUAAUAAAGCUAUACAAAUAUUA
Messenger RNA from Cydia splendana, 1072 nucleotides. RefSeq names its product large ribosomal subunit protein bL19m (gene mRpL19). The transcript has 6 exons. Gene Ontology annotation, biological process: translation. Lineage: Eukaryota; Metazoa; Arthropoda; Insecta; Lepidoptera; Tortricidae. The record is from RefSeq and is a predicted model, not a curated record. Gene Ontology annotation, molecular function: structural constituent of ribosome. The coding region runs from base 103 to 1014 and encodes 303 amino acids. Gene Ontology annotation, cellular component: mitochondrial large ribosomal subunit; ribosome.